Messenger RNA from Momordica charantia (bitter melon), 2682 nucleotides. RefSeq names its product 2-oxoglutarate (2OG) and Fe(II)-dependent oxygenase superfamily protein. NCBI's taxonomy places the organism in Eukaryota, Viridiplantae, Streptophyta, Magnoliopsida, Cucurbitales, Cucurbitaceae. The record is from RefSeq and is a predicted model, not a curated record.
AUAUUACAGAAUUGGAUUAAGAAGAAAACUCGAGUUCUCAACGAUUUCCCCGAUGCAUAUCAGUCGUUAAACUCAGUUCUUCAGCUGAAAUUCAUCGACCAUGGCGCUAGAUUCAUCCACAAGCCCCGGCGGCGGCGGAGCAGCCACCAGAGUCCAAAAAUUAGCCGAAACAGAGCCGUCUCAGGUCCCGCCCCAAUACAUCCAGCCUCCGCAUCACCGUCCCUCCGCCAACAACAACUCUUCCGACGUCAGAAUUCCGGUGAUCGACCUCUUCAACUUUGAUCCGGAGCACAGAGACUCCGUUCGAGACGCCAUCGGCCGAGCAUCGAGCGAAUGGGGAGCAUUCCAAGUCAUCAACCAUGGAAUUCCCUCCUCUUUGCUGAACCAGACGAGGACUGCGGCUCUCUCCUUCUUCAGAGACUGUCCCGUCUCCGACAAGCUCGUCUAUGCCUGCGAUCCUAAUGCCUUCGCCUCCGAGGGCUACGGCACUCAAAUGCUCGUCGCUAAGGAAGGUGAACCGCAGUCAUCGGUGCUUGACUGGAGAGAUUACUUCGAUCACCAUACGCUGCCGCUUUCCCGCCGCAAUUCUUCUAAUUGGCCUCACUUUCCUCCAAAUUACAGGGAGGUUAUGGCACAGUACAGCGAUUGCGUUAAGUUGCUUGCUCAGCGGAUCUUAGCGGUUAUCUCUGAAAGUAUUGGGCUGCCUUCGUCUUGGAUGGAGGACGCCAUCACUGGUAUGGGUGAGGAAGAAGAUAUUUAUCAGAAUAUUACUGUUAGUUAUUACCCUCCAUGUCCUCAGCCUGAUUUGACCCUCGGUCUGCAAUCCCAUUCCGACAUUGGCGUCAUCACUCUGCUAAUACAAGAUGAUGUUGGCGGCCUUCAGGUCCUCGACGCGCAAGAAGGUUGGGUCAGCGUUCAGCCUCUGUCUCCUGAUGCCAUUGUCGUCAUUUUGGGUGACCAAACUGAGAUUUUAACUAAUGGGAAGUGCAAAAGUGCAGAACAUAGGGUGGUUACAAAUUCCAGCAGGGCAAGACUCUCGAUUUCUGCUUUUCACGAUCCAGCAAAGGCAGUAAAAAUAGCGCCCGCAGCAGAGCUUGUGAGAGAGUCUUCUCCUGUUCGAUACCGCGAAGUUAUUUAUGGAGACUAUACAUCAUCAUGGUACUCGAAAGGCCCUGUUGGUAGAAGAAAUCUGGAUGCACUCAAGCUUCACAACUAGAUUACCUGUCUCAUGCCCUUUCUUUGCGGACUAGAAAGUUCUGUUGGUGAAAUGGUAGAGGAGAGAAGACUGAAAGGAUUGACGUUAUUGAAUUUUUAGGUGGUGAAUAUAUUAAAAGACUUGUUCUUGUCUACAAAGGAUGUUUGACUCACAAUUUUAAAAAGUUGGUCUAUAUAUUUUGAGUUUGCAUGGUUUGUGUUUGGAUUAGGAAUAAUGAGUUAUAGAAACUUAAUUUAUGUAGUCCAUAUUUGGUUCGUGGGAUUAUGAUUUAUAAAAGUGUGUAGUUCAAAAGUUUCGAGGUUUAUGUAGCUAGAGAAAUUAACAAAUCUCUUAUAUGGGAUAAAAAAGUUCUCAUACUAAAAGGUCAAUCUGGCUUUAAGAUGCCAUACUAUAUAAAUUCAACCUAGGAAUCAAAUGGCUUCUAAAAGUGCAAGAUCACCCCAUACAUCAAAAAGGCAAGAUUUUUUAUUUGCAGCUUCUUCAAGUUCUUAGAAACAAGGUUUAAGAAACAUGGUUUCAAGAUCAGUUUGCCAUUGGAGAGAAAAAUACAUCUUUGCAUCACCGCACUAUAUAAUCUAGCAUCUUAUUCUGUCCAAGAUUCUUACCAAUCCCUCAUAUGUUGGAAUCCCAAAUGAAACAAAACAAGGAUUGUGUAGUUUAUUUAUUUUUUUGAAAAGAAUAUCAAUGAAAUAUGAAUACGAAAGGGGAGGGACCCAAGAGUGGGCUACAAAAAAGAUCUCUAUCCAAUUAGAAUUGAGGGAGGCAAAACUAUAGUGAUGAAAGAGGGGGAACAUUUACACCAAGAGAGAACUAAGAAAACUAUAGAAUCAAACAAAAGGUGUGAAGAACGCUCCCUAUCUUGAAAAAUUUGUUGAUUCCGUUCCAACCAUACAGUCCAUAGCAAGGCCCAAACAAAUGAAGCCAAAGCCAAAGUUUCCCCUUUUUGAAGGGAUGACCAGUGAGAGUAAAGGCCAAUAAUUGAGCAAUAUCCAUGGGUAGAGUAACCAACCAUCCAAACAGAGAGAGUUGCUUGUUCCAUAUACUUGUGGCUACUGUACAUAGGAUAUAAUUGAGAUGGAUGUAGGCAAUCAUCUGAUGUGCAUUUCUCUUUUCUUUCGUGCUAUCUCGAGGAAACUAUCACCCGCUAACCGUGAACAUCCCUCAAGUUUUCGCAUUAAAGGGGCCAUUUGGAUAUGCUGGCAUAAAGAACAAGAAGUUUGGGAAUAGAAAACUAAAGAAUGAGAAGAAAUAAAAUUGUUGGAAAUAGAUGGCUGUGUUUGGAGUGCUCAAGAGUGAAUUUCAAAUGUUUGGAAAAGAAAUACAAAGGGUUUGAUUUUGAACAUGGUUUCACAGAUUAAGAAACAAAGUAUGGGUCAAAGUGCCUUUAUCUUGACAAAAGGUUCACAUUCCUUCCUUUUUCUCCUCCUGGAUGUUCCCACUAUUUUUUCAUCAUUUUCUUAUUUGAA